Entamoeba invadens IP1 is the source of this 966-nucleotide messenger RNA. Its product is annotated as cyclophilin seven suppressor, putative. Lineage: Eukaryota; Evosea; Mastigamoebida; Endamoebidae. Bases 1 to 966 code for a protein of 321 amino acids. Gene Ontology annotation, molecular function: Hsp90 protein binding. The transcript has a single exon. The record is from RefSeq and is a predicted model, not a curated record.
AUGAGCAACACCUCUGCCCAGCCUGCCGAAUCAAAACCCGUCGAAAAGAAAACCGACGAAAUCCCAUGGGAAGAAGACCCAUUUUUUGCCACUGAAAUGCCAGAAGGAGGGAACGCUAUGUUUGACGCUUUGGCUGCUUUAAAAUACGAAGGCACACCCGACGAACAAGCCACCAAUUUUCGAGACCAUGGAAAUGAGUUGUUUCAAGUUGGUCGUUAUAAAGACGCUGCCAUCUGCUACACCGAUGGUAUUCAAGCCAAACCAACAGACAUUGCUCUCUUUGGUGCGCUCUAUGCGAACAGAGCAGCGUGUCAAUUGAAAUUAGAGAACUAUGGACGAGCGUAUGAAGACGCAUCCGAGUCUUUGAAACUGGUUCCCAACAACAUCAAGUGCUAUUACCGAAUGGCGACUGCAAAAACACGGUUACAUCAAUACGACGAAGCGCUUGUGUGUAUCGACCUUGGUCUUAACUUGAAUAAGACCAACGCCGACUUACUCAAACUUCGUACGUUCUGCGUUGAGAUGAAGAAACGGACCGCUGUCGAGAAACCGCAACCAAAGAACUAUGAGAACUUUUUGGCCAAGAAAGGUAUCACACAGAAGAAGUUUGAUCUCAUGAAUGACAUGAGUGUCUAUAUGCCACUUUACAUCAAUUACGACAAACAAAGCGGAUUCUUAAAAUUCCCUCUUAUCGUGUUAUAUCCACAAGACGAUCAAAGCGAUUGCUUGAGAGACUGUUCGUCAGAUACACUUCUCCGUGACAUUCUUUACACUUUGAUGGAAGACGGACUCCCUUGGGACAAGAAAAAGAGAUACAACCCAGAAACGUGCGUCGUUUGCGUCCAACAGAAAGAUAGUGAAGAGCAGGUCAUCGUACCAAAAGAAGCUAAAAUGUUUAAUUUGCUAAAGAACUAUGGAGUCCUCUUCAAAACAGCGGCAUUUGUGUACGUCUUCCCUAAAAACUGA